This is a messenger RNA of Exophiala aquamarina CBS 119918, 378 nucleotides long. RefSeq lists its product as uncharacterized. The transcript has 2 exons. Gene Ontology annotation, molecular function: glutathione binding; glutathione transferase activity. The coding region runs from base 1 to 378 and encodes 125 amino acids. Lineage: Eukaryota; Fungi; Ascomycota; Eurotiomycetes; Chaetothyriales; Herpotrichiellaceae. Gene Ontology annotation, cellular component: cytoplasm. The record is from RefSeq and is a predicted model, not a curated record.
AUGUCCCUCAAGCUGUGGACAACUCCGCUUUCAUACAAUAGUUUGCGCCCGGAGCUGGUCCUGGCUGAGAAAGGAAUUGAAGAUUUUGAGACAGUGCCUGCGGAUAUCAUUACGGGUAACCACAAGACCCCGGAGUUCUGGGAAAAGUCCCUGUUUGGCAGAGUCCCUCUGAUGGAGGAUGGAGAUUUCAUUCUUUUUGAAUCUCGAGCGAUCGCACGAUACUUGGCUAUGAAAUACUUAAACACGGGUCCGAAGUUAAUGCCCGCUGUCAAUGAUCCCAAGAUAAAUGGAACCUUCGGCAUGUGGAUGAUUCUGGAAGUCGAGGAAUUCAAUGUUCACGCGGUCCCAAUCAUUGCUGAAAGCCUCGUCGCACCGUAA